UGUGGGACGCGCGUGCAUUAUCAAUUCCUUCCACGCUUUUCUAUGUGAGCGAGCGAGGGAUGGAGGAGGUACAGGUACCGGCUUGGGGAUUAUAAUUAGGACUGUCGCGCACGGAGGCACCAGAAGAAGAAACAUGAACGGUGAGUGCACCCCGGAGAGGGAGGAGGGCGGCGGGCGGCGGGCCGCCGGCGAGCGAAGCCGGGCCGCGGAGGCGCUGGAGUGCGAGAAGCACCACUGCGGCAGGUGCAAGACUUGCACCUCGCGCUGCCAUAAGUUUUUCAUCUCACGAGUGGGAGAGGACUGGAUCUAUCUCAUCCUCCUGGGCCUUCUCAUGGCCCUGGUCAGCUGGUUCAUGGACUACGCCAUCGUGUUCUUUCAGCAAGCACAGAAGUGGAUGUAUAAGGGCCUGGGAUAUAAUGUGCUGAUGCAGUACCUGGCCUGGGUGGCCUACCCUGUGGUGCUCAUCACCUUUUCUGCAGGGUUCACUCAGAUACUGGCUCCACAGGCUGUGGGCUCUGGCAUUCCGGAGAUGAAGACCAUCCUCCGUGGCGUGGUGCUGAAGGAAUACCUGACCUUCAAGACCUUCGUGGCCAAGGUCAUCGGCCUCACCUGCGCCCUGGGCAGUGGCAUGCCCCUGGGAAAGGAGGGCCCCUUCGUUCACGUUGCUAGCUUGUGUGCCGCAUUGUUGAGCAAGUUCAUGUCUCUUUUCGGUGGGGUCUACAUGGAAGAACCCUUCGAAGGAAAUAAGAACGAGCUGCGGAACAUCGAGAUGCUGUCGGCCGCCUGCGCGGUGGGAGUGGGCUGCUGCUUCGCCGCCCCCAUCGGAGGUGUACUCUUCAGUAUCGAGGUGACCUCCACCUUCUUCGCCGUGCGGAACUACUGGAGGGGCUUCUUCGCCGCCACGUUCAGCGCCUUCAUCUUCAGAGUGCUGGCGGUGUGGAACCAGGACGAGGAGACCAUCACGGCCCUGUUUAAGACGCGCUUUCGUUUGGACUUUCCCUUCGACCUGCAGGAGCUCCCGGCCUUCGCUGUGCUGGGGAUUAUCAGUGGAUUUGGAGGGGCUCUGUUUGUCUACUUAAAUAGACUGAUCGACCAGUUCAUGCAACAGCCAAAAAGCAUCAACAAGGUCCUGAUGAAGAAUCAGUUGGUGUACCCUGCCCUGGUUACUCUGCUGAUAUCUACUCUGACUUUUCCCCCUGGGUUUGGACAAUUCAUGGCUGGACAGCUGACCCAGCAUGAAGCCCUGGUGGCUCUGCUGGACAACCGGACCUGGACCAAGCAGGGCGUGGCUGAUGAGUUUUACUACAUCGGCCCCGUCAAGGUGUGGAAACAUCCGCACCUCAACGUGUUCAUCACCCUCAUCCUCUUCAUCAUCAUGAAGUUCUGGAUGUCUGCUUUGGCAACCACUAUGCCGGUGCCAUGUGGGGCCUUCAUGCCAGUUUUUCUAAUUGGGGCUGCGUUUGGUCGGCUGGUCGGUGAGAUCAUGGCCACCUGGUUCCCGGACAGCAUCCAUCCCGACGGCAGCAUCUAUCCCAUUGUGCCUGGGGUGUACGCUGUAGUGGGCGCAGCGGCCCUCUCCGGCGCGGUCACGCACACGGUCUCGACGGCGGUCAUCGUGUUCGAGCUGACCGGGCAGAUCGCGCACAUCCUGCCGGUGAUGAUCGCGGUGAUCCUGGCCAACGCGGUGGCCCAGAGCCUGCAGCCCUCCCUGUACGACUCCAUCAUCCGCAUCAAGAAGCUGCCCUACCUGCCCGAGCUGGGCUGGGGUCACCACGAGAGGUACAGUAUCCAUGUGGAGGACAUCAUGGUGCGGGACGUGCGCUACAUCACCCUAAACUGCUGCUACAGGGACCUGCGGGACGUCCUGCUGAUCAGCCACCUCAAAACCGUAGCGCUGGUGGAGUCUACGGAGUCGAUGAUCCUGCUGGGGUCCAUCGAGCGUUCGCGGCUGCAGUCGCUGCUCUCUCACCAGCUGAGCCGCCCGCGCAGGCGGGAGUACCUGCGGGAGCGCACCCAGGAGCGCCACGCCGACCUGCCCCCCCAGGAGCGCCACGCCGACCUGCCCCCCCAGGAGUGCCACGCCAACCUGCCCCCCCAGGAGCAGACCCGCAGCCAGGAGACCCUGCUGGAGGAGGACCAGGAAGUACGCUACCUGAUCUCUACAGAGAGGUCAUCUCUCAGCUCCCAGAGGCCCCUGAAGUCUGUCCUCAAGAGGGAAAGCAGCCUCAAGAAUAUGGAGACUCAGUCCAGUGCUUUGAGGAGCUCUACCUCCAGCCUGCAGAAGGAACCUGUGGAGAACAAUGGGGGGUCGGCGCCCCCCGAAGGCCGCAAGCAGAAGCGCGUGAGGAUAACAACUGCGGAAGUCCCACGUGCAGAGGAUGACAUGACCCUAGCAGAGGCCGCCGAGUGGGAGGAGCUACAGCUGGCCGAGCCAGUCGACUUCAGCAACUGCAAGAUCGACCCCGCCCCUUUCCAGCUGGUGGAACGGACGUCGCUCCACAAGACCCACACCAUCUUCUCCCUGCUCGGCCUGGACCACGCCUACGUCACCAGCAUCGGGCGGCUCGUUGGAGUCGUCUCACUGAAGGAGCUGCGAAAAGCCAUCGAGGGAUCCGUGACCGUGAAAGGGGUGAAAGUGCGCCCCCCGCUGGCCAGUUUCCGAGAUAGCGGCUCCAGCAAUCGGGAGGCGGAGGCCACGGAGCUCCACAGGCUGUGGGACCGCCACCGGACGCUGACGCUUCCGCGGGAGCCACACCCAUCCGAACCCGGGGACCAAUCGCGGCCUUCGCACGAAAAGGGCUCCGGCCAGGACGAAUCACAGCUGCCCUAUGUGCAAAGCCCCUCCCACAAUGACAGCAAAUCACAGCCUCCGUAUGACAGUAGCCCCUCCCACAAUGGCAGCAAAUCACAGGUUCUGUGUGAGAGUAGCCCCUCCCACAAUGGCAGCAAAUCACAGGUUCUGUGUGAGAGUAGCCCCUCCCACAAUGGCAGCAAAUCACAGGUUCUGUGUGAGAAUAGCCCCUCUCACAAUGGCAGCAAAUCACAGCUGGCAUACAAAAACAGCCCCUCUCACAAUGACAGCGAAUCACUGCCGCUGUAUGAGAACAGCCCCUCCCACAAUGACAGCGAAUCACUGCCGCUGUAUGAAAACAGCCCCUCCCACAAUGACAGCGAAUCAAUGCCGCUGUACGAAAUCAGCCCCUCCCACAAUGACAGCGAAUCAAUGCCGCUGUACGAAAUCAGCCCCUCCCACAAUGAGAAUGAUCCACAGCUGCCAUACGAAUACACCCCCUCUUACAGUGACAACAUAUCAUUUGAACACGAUGAGGGACCGCAACUAGUGUACAAAUUUAGCCCCUCCCACAAUGAGUACAAAUCAGUGUACAGCUCCCACAGCAUGGACCAAUCACAGCUCUCGUAUGAACACAGCCCAUCCCACAAUGUGACCAAAUCUCAGUUGCCAUACAAGUACAGCCCUUCCCGCAGCGAGGACCAAUGACAGCUUCCGUACGAGCACAGCCCCUCCCACUUCAAGGAUGAGUCUAAGUGAGGGCAACCGAAAAAAGAAUGAUGAAUCCUCAGGGCUAGUUGAGUGAGCUCAUGAUUGAGUGUGUGUGUGUGUGUGUGUGUGUGUAUGUGUGUGUGUCUAUUGUACCUUAACCAUAGACAAUAUGUUGAAAAUGUUGUCCAUUUACUGUAAAUAGGACGUAGGCUGACAGGGCUUUGUGUGUGUGUGUGUGUGUGUGUGUGUGUGUGUGCAGGGGAGAGGGGGAAUAGUGAGGGAGGGGGAGGGAAUGUAGACAUGUACUUAGGCAUAUUGCAGAUGCUUGCAGAAAGAGUUGUGCAAUGACCUACCUUAAAACUGCAGCAUCCAUUUAUUGAUACCAAACCAGAAGAAAAUAGUUCCAUGAAUUUUCAUGGCAAUUUCUGGUUUACUUGACCCUUUAAGCUGCGAGGCCACAAAUAUGUGAUUAGAAUGUUCUUAACUGAACAUUCUAAUGCUGAUGUAACAAUCACUACCGGAUAUUGAAAGCGAUGGAGCUCUAGAAGACUGACUUAGAAUUCAGAAGGGAAAAAAAAACAUUCUAAAAAACCUAUUCUUCAAAAGGUUAACUUUCAUCUCUGAUUUAUUUCUCUUCUCCUGAUUAGGAAAAAAAAAAACCUCACGUUUAGUAGUCCCACCAGCUGCGGCUGCGCAGUCAGUCAGUGCGUUCUUACGCAUCAUGCGCAGCUGCAGCUGCAGCUGGGGCAGACAGGCAGGCGGCGGGCACCCGAUUUGGCUAGGAGGGCGCCGGGAGACCAUGCUAGCUGCGGCUUGUCUCCACGGGGCGGGGCAGCCGCACUUCACACCGGCCCGGCCAGGACUCAACGGUGGACCGUAGGCCAGCAGUGUCUGCACAUGCUCCCCAACUGACUCCGCCCACGUCCACUAAACCCACCCACGUCUGCUACCUGUAGCACACGCUAGGCACUUUAACCAACGGAGCAAUGAAUGAGGAGUUCACUCACUCUCUCUCUCUCUCUCUUUCUCUCUCUCUCUCUAUAUAUAUAUAUGUAUAUAUAUAUAUAUAUAUAUAUAUACAUAUAUAAUGUAUAGACUCACACAUUCAAACACUUACAUACAUAACUUUGUGUGUACAUGCACAAUCACAUAAUACCUGUACAUGUAUUUAUGUAUAUAUGUCUGUGCAUAUAUUCAUACACGUGUUUGCAGUAAAUGUACAGAACCGCAUUUGAAAUUACCACUGUUUUAUGUCGAUGUGAAAAUUAUUUACCCAGAUGACUGGAAACUGUACAACGGCAGAGAUUUACAUGGCAUAUAUAUAUAUAAUGUAUAUAUAUACAUACAUAUAUAAGGGGAAGCGCGUUCGGUGGUAGUGUGUGAAAUUUACCACCGUUUGAAUGGUGACCCUGUUGUGGCGGAUGCAUGGACUGUUUCUCAUAGACAGAGCGAGGGCUUGGGUUCUUUUCUUCUUCUAGAUUUUACAAUAUGAAAACCUUACUGUAGACUCUCCGGGUACUGCUUCGGGACCUGCAUCAUCUUUGAUUUCUCUUUCACUGUGGAUUUUUCACAACAAAAAAAAAAACAGUUUAUGUGUAAUAGAAAUUGUCAGGAAAGUCUUCGGACAGCAAGCAUUUGUUUGUCGUGU
This is a messenger RNA of Anguilla anguilla (European eel), 5150 nucleotides long. It is a transcript of the gene clcn2a, whose product is annotated as chloride channel, voltage-sensitive 2a. Gene Ontology annotation, molecular function: voltage-gated chloride channel activity. Gene Ontology annotation, biological process: transmembrane transport; chloride transport. Lineage: Eukaryota; Metazoa; Chordata; Actinopteri; Anguilliformes; Anguillidae. The record is from RefSeq and is a predicted model, not a curated record. Gene Ontology annotation, cellular component: membrane. Bases 134 to 3499 code for a protein of 1121 amino acids. The transcript is spliced from 25 exons.